AUGACGCUCCCGUGUAAAUGCCCAGCCCCAACACCAACACCAUACCAAACACUGCUACUUACCACCUCCACGGCGAUUGUUUCAAAGUACAUACAUAUUCCUCGCGAGACCACAUCUGCCUACUACACUAGCUACCGGUAUUGGCUGCCCUUUAUAUCCACGUCUCCAGGUUCAACACCGGCUAUAGUACCGACGAGUUAUAAAGAAUGUGAAGGAAGUAACUACUUAGUAGGAGAAAUGAACUAG
Messenger RNA from Morchella importuna, 246 nucleotides. RefSeq lists its product as uncharacterized. The coding region runs from base 1 to 246 and encodes 81 amino acids. Lineage: Eukaryota; Fungi; Ascomycota; Pezizomycetes; Pezizales; Morchellaceae. The transcript has 2 exons. The record is from RefSeq and is a predicted model, not a curated record.